CUGUGGACACAGUAUAGGAGAGGACCAGAGACCAGACAUACUACAGGAGAUGACCAGAGACUGCAGACAGUACAGGAGAUGACCAGAGACUGCAGACAUACUACAGGAGAUGACCAGAGACUGCAGACAUACUACAGGAGAUGACCAGAGACUGCGGACACAGUACAGGAGAUGACCAAAGACUGCAGACAGUACAGGAGAUGACCAGAGACUGCGGACAGUAGUACAGGGGAUGACCAGAGACUGCGGACAGUACAGGCGAUGACCAGAGACUGCGGACAGUACAG
Staurois parvus is the source of this 287-nucleotide messenger RNA. The record is from the annotation of a GenBank genome assembly. Lineage: Eukaryota; Metazoa; Chordata; Amphibia; Anura; Ranidae.